Purpureocillium lilacinum is the source of this 381-nucleotide messenger RNA. The record is from RefSeq and is a predicted model, not a curated record. Lineage: Eukaryota; Fungi; Ascomycota; Sordariomycetes; Hypocreales; Ophiocordycipitaceae.
AUGCUGCUGCUGGUGACAAUGGCGUACCUACAGAACGGCACUGUGCUUGCUUUGGUAGCGGGAAUGGCAGUGGCACUGAUAGUUGUACGUAGGGUGCAAACCGGGCGGGCGAGAACGGCACGCGCUUUUUUGGGCCGGUGCCGCGGUGCAGAGCAGAGCAGCAGCAACGCUUCGUCGCACGAGCACCAGAGUCAGGGCGAGAAGGCUUCGUCGUCGGGUCAGGCAGGCCAGGCCGGGGCGGCUCUGGCAACAGCACGCGGGUCCAGGUGGGUAUGGCUGCGACGAGAGAGGGAGGCUCGGUGGCGCGCAGACCCGGAGUUGGAGUUUCUGGGCGGAGGCGGCGCGCAAAAAGACAGACAAACAGCCAGACUGACUGACUGA